Messenger RNA from Rhinopithecus roxellana (golden snub-nosed monkey), 2014 nucleotides. RefSeq names its product transmembrane protein 217 (gene TMEM217). NCBI's taxonomy places the organism in Eukaryota, Metazoa, Chordata, Mammalia, Primates, Cercopithecidae. The coding region runs from base 601 to 1236 and encodes 211 amino acids. The transcript is spliced from 3 exons. The record is from RefSeq and is a predicted model, not a curated record.
GCCGUCCCCAAAGCUUGCUGUUCGCUCCUCUGUCUGACAGCUGCCCUGCCGCCAACAGGCAGCCCCAGCUUCCCCAAACCAGUCUUCCGGCCUCGGUGGCGCCCCAGGGCCGCGGGAUUUAGGGAUUAGGAUCUGGAAGGGUUUGGUCCAAUCCCCUCUCCCUCUCAGCGUCCUGGGCUCACCUCCCCGGCAGCUUAGCGCUCCUCUUCCAAAACUGCUUGCUGUUCUCAGCGGCCAUUGCUCUGGCAGGGGGAAGGCCUUGUAGGCGGGCCAAGGGGUUGCCUGGCGAGAUGCCCCCAGACCCCGCAAUCUGAGGGCCAACCCAGGCCGCUUCCCCGCCGCCGUUCACCCGCUCCCAGCUCCUGGGGACGCCAUCUUGGAUGUGGGCACCCCUACACCCAGCACGGCUGCCAUUGGUGGGCUGCGCAAGCCAUGGACGGGCCGACCAAUUGGGAGCCGGAAUCCUGAAGGCCGCUGAAGCCAACCGGUAACGUCAGGGUCUGGGCACACAGGUGGACGGGGAAGGCGGAGCUUGGACGAGCAGAGAGGCGGGGCUCAAAGUUCCUAACCCGCGAGAGGGAAGAAGCAGGAGGUCUCGGCAUGAAACAGCAGCAGUGGUGUGGGAUGACUGCCAAAAUGGGCACCGUGUUGGCAGGGGUCUUCACCAUCAUGGCCGUACACAUGUAUCUCAUCUUUGAACAUAAUCACCUAGGGCAUGGCAAUUGCACUGAGAUCACACUAAAGUACGAGAGUGCAAGUGACAUCAUAAAUGACUUCAUCAUCUGCUGGAGUUUUAAAAUCGUCCUCUUCCUCUCUUUCAUCACCAUCCUCAUCAGCUGCUUCCUCCUGUACUCAGUGUAUGCCCAGAUCUUCAGGGGCCUGGUCAUCUACAUUGCCUGGAUUUUUUUCUAUGAAACUGUAAACCUCGUAAUACAAAUCCUCACCAACGACGACUUCAGUGUUACAGAGGUCAGAAUCAUGCGCUGGUUUGGCUUGGUGUCUCGUACCGUCAUGCACUGUUUCUGGAUGUUCUUUGUUAUCAACUAUGCCCAGAUAACCUACAAAAACCAGAGCCAGGGCAAUAUAAUUUCCUACAAGAGACGAAUUUCUACAGCGGAGGCUCUCCACAACAGAAAUAAAAGAUUAUCAGUUUUGGGUGGGCUCAGUGGCUCACACCUGGAAACCCAGCGCUUUGGAAGGCAGAGGAGGUGCUCUGGUAAAACAAGUAUAAAAUGAAUGUCAGGAUGUUGUCCCUCAUGGUGGGCAUCUUCUCUGUCCUCAAUACCAUCCAGUUCUUCAUCUUUGACGUGAACCAGAUGACACACAUUGGCUGUGAGGCCAAGUUCCACAUCUACGUGGACUCAAAGUCAGAGCUAGUCACUUGGAUCCUGUUCCACAGGGCUAGCAUCAGCACUGGCCUCUCCCUCGCCACCAUCGUCAUCAGCUGCUUCCUCCUUUAUUGUAUCCACAAGAAUAUCUACAAGGGGCUGCUGAUCUAUGCCAUGUGGAUCAUCACUUACGAGUGCAUCAACUUCUCCAUAGUCCUGCUCCUCAACAGGAUCAUCGAAGAUUACUUCAAGGAGCUGAGUUACUUGCACUGGAUCUUCCAGAUCUCACACAUGCUCCUGCACUUUUUCUGUCUGCCCUUCAUCAUCAAGCAUGCAUACAACCUUUACAAGGAAUCCCAGACUGUGUGCAGGAAACGCCGCCACAUGCUCUCCUCCACCACUGCAGUGAACUCAUGACCACCUGUCCGUCUGGGAAUGUUGUACCGGAAAUUAAACUGAACCAUGCCGGGAAAGGUGGGAGGGAAUGGUGCUCCUCAACAAUGGAACCUCCCCACCCUGCCUGGCUUCUGUUGAUGCUGCUUGGUUUGUCAGGGCUUUUGAGUUUUAUGCACUGAGGAAUGACUCUCGGGAGAGGGCAGGUUGUGCGGAUCAAUUAUUUUACAGAUGUGUUGCGUGACUUGUUUUAGCAGUUAAUGAUAUGUGGCCUUGUGCUUACUUAACCAUCU